CCUUGAUCCCCGCUAAGGUACUCACCAUGAAAAGCCGUAUCUGUCUCGGCGGACAGGACCCGCUCGUCACUGAGACCGGGACCCGCAGAGCAUUGCUUGACCGCUGGCCCGCCUCCGCCUGUUAGAACCACCGGGCAUCGUCGACGCCGCCGGUUGCCCAUUAAACCCCCGUCCCCGUCUCGAGGUGAUCAUCCCGCAGCGCUACAACGCCCGAACUCUCCGUCCCUCACUCUCAGUCUCCGACACAUUCUACGAACCGCCUCCCACUACCGCUCAUUGCCGCCGGUCGCCGGAGACGCGCUGCACCGCCAGCUGUCCGCCUUCGCCCGCCGACCCCGGCCUGCCGCAGCUUCCCCUUCACCCGCCAGGGUAUAAGCUGCCAGUGCUUGUGUCAUGGAAGAGCUACAGAAAGACAGUGCGCUACCAUCAAAUAGCUCUGAUUCUGAGCCAGAAGCUAUGGAAUUGGAUGACAAUGGAGCAGGAAAAUCCCAUAGCAUCGAGGGAAACAGGGAUUCUCCUAUAGACACUGAUGAAGGCCAGCCAUCUAUGGAUGUUGAUAUUAAGGGAAAAUCAUCUCUCAACGAUGAUGUUAAUGGAAAGUCUUCUUCUGAGCCAUUUUCCAAUCCUCCAAUCAACAUGAGUGUGGAAAGCCUAGAGAAGUUUUGCAAAGAAGCGUCGAGGUCCUUCUUUGAUGAAGUUGGUCUGAUUAGCCAUCAGAUAAAUUCCUACAAUGAGUUUGUCUCGCAUGGGCUCCAGGAGCUUUUUGAUUCGCUGGGUGAAGUGAUUGUUGAACCUGGCUAUGAUCCUUCAAAGAAAGGAUCAGGUAGCUGGAAGCAUGCAAUCAUCAAGUUUGGGAGAGUGAAGCUUGAAAAGCCUGUGUUUUGGACUGGCAAAGAUGAGGUUUCUGUUGAUUUUAAACCUUGGCAUGCUCGUCUCCAGAAUAUGACAUAUGCUUCAAGACUUAGAGUAGAAGUGACUAUUCAGGUUUAUUCUUUGGAGAAAAGUGACAAAUCUAAAACAGGGAAUGAUGGUUUUGUUCAAAAAAGGAACUUCAUGAAUGAAACUCACUGGAUAUUUAUUGGCCUCCUUCCAGUUAUGGUGAAAUCAAACUUAUGUUUGUUGCAUAGUCUUAAGGAAAGUGAGUGCCUGUUUGAUGCAGGUGGAUACUUUUUGGUCAAGGGAAUGGAGAAGGUAUAACUCUGUGUUCUCUGUUGUUAAUGUAUUAGUAUGUAGGAACUUUCAAGUGUCCUUUUGUUGCUGGCAUGGGACUAUAGCUUUCUUAGAACCCAUUCAGAAAACAUGUACAUGCUCAUAAGAGGGGGGGGGGUCCAAAUAUGAUUGUAGCUAUGUAAAAUAGGAUUCUAUUGUAUCGAAGGAUACUUUGGCACAGC
This is a messenger RNA of Zea mays, 1391 nucleotides long. Its product is annotated as putative DNA-directed RNA polymerase subunit family protein. The record is from RefSeq and is marked provisional. NCBI's taxonomy places the organism in Eukaryota, Viridiplantae, Streptophyta, Magnoliopsida, Poales, Poaceae. Bases 394 to 1197 code for a protein of 267 amino acids. Gene Ontology annotation, molecular function: ribonucleoside binding; DNA-directed RNA polymerase activity; DNA binding. The transcript is spliced from 3 exons. Gene Ontology annotation, biological process: DNA-templated transcription.